UGUGGGCCAAAGCAUAGCAAACGCAUUCAUUCCGUCCUUUUUUGGUACUAACCGUGCGAUAUGCAAAUACAGCCCUUGCCGGAAUCCACACCCACACCCACACCCACACCAAUGCCAACAGCAACAGCAACAGCAACAGCAACAGCAACAGCAACAGCAACAGCAGCAGCAGCAACAUCGUCGGCAGCGUCAGCAUCGGCGGGGAUUGCGCCGGGCACGCCGGGCGCGACUGCUGCUGGCGCCACACAUGCCAUCCAGGACAAUGUAUUGACAAAGGACAAGCUGCGCCAGAUACUGAUGGUGAUCCAGGCCUUGCGUAGCAAAGGUGCGACUGAGCAGAACAACGCAGAGUACGCCAAACUGAUGCACAUAAUGCGCGUGGUCAACGCUCAGCAGCAACAGCAGCAAAUCCAGCAGCAACAGCGGCAAAUCCAGCAGCAACAGCAACAGCAGCCACCCGCAGAUACCAGUGCUAAUGGGAUUGAUAAUGCCAAUGCUAGCACGGAAUCACAGCCACAGACGUCUUUAUCAGCCAAUUCUGAAAACUGCGCCGUUUCUGCGCUAGGCGAAGCCAUCCCGGCCGUGUUAGCGUCCAGCAACACUGGCCCAGCAAAGCCAAACUCCGCCUCCGCCUCUGUGUCAAUGUCAGCUUCUGGACCAUUCCCAGAUAUCGCGCCAAGACCGAUAGUAGCAGCAGCAGCGGCUACAUCACCCCAGCCACACACCCAGCAGAGCCAAACUCAAAGUCAGCAGCAGCCACUGGCCCUAAACGCUUUGUCAAAGCCACCCCAGUUCACGCCCGACGACAUUGCCCGCCUGCGCAAGCAGAUCCAGGCAUUCCGCCUGGUGGCAAAGAACAUGCCCCUGCCGCCGUUGCUGCGCCAGGAGCUGUGGGCGAGCAGCCUAUCAGAUGAAGAGAAGCGCCUGCUGGACGCGCCUCCACCCAGCAUAAAUACAGCAGCCGGAAACACGGUCGAGUCCGUGCACCAAGCCAUCCACCAGAACUUUGAUUCUAGCGGAGCCUCGACGCCCGUGUCUGCAGCCACAAACGGAACGAGGACGACCUCGGCCAAUAUUCCGGGCAUCGGUCAGGUCAAGGUGCAGCUGGUUCUUCCGCCGCUGCCACAGAGCAUUGGCUUUGUGUCGCCGCACCUUCUGCUCAGAGACAAGCUGGCCGCGGCCGGCAAUCAGGCGGCGCGGCUGCAGCGCCUGCUGGUGCCGAGUAUCACACCCAGUGGCAUUGACGUGCGCGCUAUGGCCCGCGAGCGCGAGCAGCGGCGCGACGCGCGCAUCGAGUACCGCAUCAAGGAGCUGGCUGCGCUGCCUGCCACAGUCAGCGACGAGGGCCUGGACGUGGGCCUGGCGCCCGGGUCUGUGUACGAGCGCCCAGGCCUGCUGAGUCGGGCCGAGUCCAGCGCGCGCAUCAAGGCGCUUAUCGAGCUCAAGGCCCUGGGCCUGCGGCACAAGCAGCGCGCGCUGCGCAACGAAGUUGUGCGCAGUAUCACUCGCGCUUCGCAGCUAGGCGUUGCUGGCGACCGGUCGGCGCUGCGGCGCAUGAAGAAGCAGUCAUUGCGCGAGGCGCGCCUGACCGAGAAAAUGGAGCGCCAGCAACGCAUGGACCGCGAGCGCCGCGAGCAGGACCAGCACAAGCAGCAGCUAGCAGCCAUCACUGAGCACGGCGCCGGGCUUGUUGCGUGGCACAAGGUGCAGCAGCAGCGCAUGGCCAAGCUCGGCCGCACCGUGCUGACCUUCCACGGGGCGGCUGAGCGCGAGGAGCAGAAGCGCAUCGAGCGCGUGGCGCGCGAGCGCAUCCAGGCGCUCAAGGCCGGUGACGAGGAGGCGUACCUGAAGCUGGUCGACAAGGAGAAGGACACGCGCAUUUCGCACCUGCUCGGCCAGACCAACCAGUACCUCAACACGCUUAUCGAGGCCGUGCACCGCCAGCAGCAGUCGGUCGUCUCACAUGAUGGCCCGGCCGCUGGAGGCGAGGCCGUGCCGUCGUGGCUGUCCGAGAACGCCGAGCUCGACGCCGACGAGGCCAGCGCUGAGCAGUCCCGCGACUACUACUCGGUCGCGCACCGUAUCCUCGAGCCGAUCAAGGAGCAGCCGAGCAUCCUGGUCGGUGGCUCGCUCAAGGACUACCAGCUGCACGGCCUCGAGUGGAUGGUGUCGCUGUACAACAACCGGCUUAACGGCAUCCUGGCCGAUGAGAUGGGGCUGGGCAAGACCAUCCAGACGAUUUCGCUGGUCACGUACCUGAUUGAGAAGAAGCUGCAGAACGGGCCGUUUUUGAUUAUCGUGCCACUGUCGACGAUCACCAACUGGAUCCUCGAGUUCGAAAAAUGGGCGCCGAGCGUGCGUGUGAUCGGAUACAAGGGCAAUCCGACGCAGCGGCGUGUCCUGCUUGAGCGCAUCAAGCGGCAGGACUUCCAGGUGCUGCUGACGACCUAUGACUACAUUAUCAAGGACCGCCCCCUCCUGUCCAAGAUCAACUGGAUCCACAUGAUCAUCGACGAGGGCCAUCGCAUGAAGAACACAAAGUCCAAGCUGGCGGCCACGCUGACUACGUUCUAUAAGACGCGCUACCGCCUGAUCCUGACGGGAACGCCGCUGCAAAACAAUCUUCCCGAGUUGUGGGCACUGCUCAACUUUGUGCUGCCCACAGUGUUCGCCUCAGCGGACAGCUUUGACGACUGGUUCAACGCGCCGUUUUCCAGCGCCGGUGCGCAGGACCGCAUUGCGCUCAACGAGGAGGAGGAGCUGCUGAUCAUCAAGCGCCUGCACAAGGUGCUGCGCCCAUUCCUGCUCCGGCGCCUCAAGAAGGACGUCGAGGUCGACCUGCCCGACAAGGUCCAGCACGUCAUCAGAUGCAGCAUGUCAGCUGUGCAGACCCGGCUGUACCACCAGAUGCUCCGCUUCGGCACACUCUUCCGCGGCGUCACGGUUGACGACAACGGCGUCUCGCGCGCCAACAAGGCGAGCUUUAGCAACACGCUCAUGCAGCUGCGCAAGAUUUGCAACCAUCCGUACGUUUUUGAGCAGGUUGAGUCGCGCAUCAACCCGCUGGGAAUCAACAACAGCCUGCUCUACCGCUCGGCCGGAAAGUUUGAGCUGCUGGACCGCGUGCUGUCGAAGCUGCUGGCGACAGGCCACAAGGUGUUGAUCUUCUUCCAGAUGACCAAAAUCAUGACGAUCAUGCAGGACUUUUUGGACUGGCGCGGCAUAGCGAGCCUGCGCCUUGAUGGAUCGACGUCCGACGAGGACCGCCGCGAGUACAUGCACACGUUCAACAAGCCCGACUCGCCGUACAAAGUGUUCAUGCUGAGCACGCGCGCUGGUGGCCAGGGCCUCAACUUGCAGACCGCCGACACGGUCGUCAUCUUUGACUCGGACUGGAACCCGUCGGCUGACGCGCAGGCGAUGGACCGUGCGCAUCGCAUUGGGCAGAAGAACGAAGUGCGCAUCCUGCGUCUGAUCUCCCGUGGUACCGUCGAGGAGGAUGUCUUGGCGCGCGCAGAGUACAAGCGCGACCUCGACGGCAAGGUCAUUCAGGCAGGCAAGUUCGACAACAAGACAUCCUCCGAGGAGCGCGAGCGCCUCUUGCGGUCGCUGCUCAGGGCCAAGGAGGCCGAGGCGGAGGAGAUGGCUGACGCCGAGGCCGAGACGAACCCGGACGACGAGCUGAACGAGAUGAUUGCGCGCAGUGACGAGGAGCGCAUAAUCUUUGCGCGCAUGGACAUGGAGCGCAGGGAGCGCGAGCUGGCCGAAUGGCGCGAAGCUGGCCACGCCACCAGCCCGCCCCCCGAGCGCCUGAUCACCGACAGCGAGCUGCCCGAAGAAUACCUUCAAGAUUAUGACCCGGCUGAGGAGAAGCGCAAGGCCGAAGAGGAGGCCACGCGCGACAAGUCGCGCAACACGCGCCGCGUGUACUACGACGACGGGCUGUCCGAGGAGCAGUGGCUCGACGCGCUGGAGGACGACAACGCCGACAUUGACGAUAUUGUCAACCAGAAGCGCGAGCGUGCUGAGCGCAAGCGCAAGCGCAUUGAAGAGCGGCUUCUGCAGCAGCACCUGAGCGGCCAGCAGGCCGAGGCCAGUGCCAACGGCAGUGCCGCUGGCGACGGUGGCGGUGACUAUGGCGAGGGUGGAAAUGAUGAGGAUAGUGACAGCGAUGCAAAUGUUGAUGCCGAUGCGGACGACGACGAUGACAGCGACAGAGAGCAUGGGAGAGUCCGAAGCAGUGGCAACGCCGCUCGCUCCAAGGACACUCGCGAUGCGGCGGCUCUGAGCACGCCGCGCAAGCGAGGCCGGCCCCGUCUCAGCGCCAACGGCGCGGCGCCAACGACCAAGCCACCUAGCAACGACGGCGGCUCUGUUGCUGGUCGGCGCAAGAGGCCACGGUUGGCUGGCGCCGAUCUUGACGACGACGAUGCGGUGUCGGCAGCGGCAUCGGUUGUGGGUGCCAUGACGCCCACGAAUACCCCUGCUCGCAAGGCACGGCGCAAGACUGGCGCUGCUGACAUGCUUUCUUCCGCGGAGCGCACGCGAAUGGACGAAAUAUUCGAAGCCUCGUUUGCAGCGGUCGAGGCGUGUGUCGACGAGUACGGGCGGCGGCGUUGCGACCUGUUCUUGGAGCUGCCCAGCCGGCGCGACUACCCUGACUACUACGUCAUCAUCCGACAGCCGAUCGCGAUGAAAAACAUCCGCCGCAACGUGAAGGCGCACAAGUAUGCGCAGGUGGCGGACUUCCACCGCGACUGGAAGCUGAUGUUCGACAACGCACGCACCUACAACGAGGAGGGGUCGAUGGUCUAUGAUGAUGCAUGCCAGAUGCAGCGGGCGCUGGAGGACAAGCUGAACGAGAUGACCGGCGAAAACUACCACAGUCCGGUUGGGACCCAAUCGCCCUUGAACCCAACGUUUGCCGCUGCCAUUCAGCAGCAGCUAGCGGUAACAUCGACAUCAGAAUCUGCACUUUCUGGCGCUCCGAUCUCCACCAUUCUGUCGGGUCCCAUGCCAGACAAUGGGAUUGUUGUUCGCCAUGCUGCAGCACACUCUACCGCAGAGCCGUCACCAGCAGCCCUCCCGCACCAUGAUCACCAUCAUUACCAAACCCAGCACCAUGUUCAGCACCAGCAACAUUUGCAUGGCGCACCUCACCACGAGUCGUUUGCAGCCAACAUGAGCCGCCACACAGUGAAUGACAGCUAUGACGAGGACAUUGACGAGGAUCUGUAGUUGACUGUCGCUUGAAAAUUGAAGUUUGUGUUU
Molecule: messenger RNA, 5271 nt
Organism: Kickxella alabastrina
Lineage: Eukaryota; Fungi; Kickxellomycota; Kickxellomycetes; Kickxellales; Kickxellaceae
Product: SNF2 family N-terminal domain-containing protein
Exons: 3
Coding region: 61-5238 (1725 amino acids)
Biological process (GO): positive regulation of transcription by RNA polymerase II
Cellular component (GO): nucleus
Molecular function (GO): histone binding; ATP binding; DNA binding
Source: RefSeq, a predicted model, not a curated record